This is a messenger RNA of Coregonus clupeaformis (lake whitefish), 1702 nucleotides long. Its product is annotated as replication factor C subunit 4. NCBI's taxonomy places the organism in Eukaryota, Metazoa, Chordata, Actinopteri, Salmoniformes, Salmonidae. Gene Ontology annotation, biological process: DNA-templated DNA replication; DNA repair. The record is from RefSeq and is a predicted model, not a curated record. The transcript is spliced from 11 exons. Gene Ontology annotation, cellular component: DNA replication factor C complex; nucleus. Gene Ontology annotation, molecular function: ATP binding; DNA binding; ATP hydrolysis activity. Bases 318 to 1430 code for a protein of 370 amino acids.
CAUUGGAUGAAGGCGUCUUCUGUAGGGGGAGUUUUGUUAAGAUUCCCGAUGCUCAACCUGAACGUUAACACGCUUCACUUGUGGUACGGUAUUGGAAGCAUAAGGACUUUAUCUUUAAUUUCAGCGAGAAGUAAUUUUCAAAAAAUGAAAGAUUAAAUUGAUACACACCUUGAUAGGGUUAGGGCUACAGCGCUUGUUUACGGACAACCGAAGGAAGACAAGAGGCGACCACCUAUGCUAAUUAGCUAUUUAGUAUGCUCCAAAACACCUGUGUAUGAGGAGGUGUAGUUUCAUCAAAUGGAGGCACCCACAGUUGUAUGGAUCUGCAACCUGUGCAAAACUGCUACAGAAGAGCCAUGCAAGCGUUUUUGAAAGGUACAUCUACACAAGGCACCAGACCUCUGAAAGAGAAAGGUGCCGGGACCAAUGCAGAGAAGAAGCAGAAGUCUGUCCCCUGGGUAGAGAAAUAUAGACCAAAAUGUAUGGAAGAGGUGGCGUUUCAAGAGGAGGUGGUUGCUGUGCUGAAGAAGACUAUAGAGGGUGCUGAUCUCCCAAAUCUGCUGUUCUAUGGACCACCUGGAACAGGAAAGACCUCCACCAUCCUGGCUGCAGCCAGGGAACUUUAUGGGCCAGAGCUGUACCGACAGAGAGUGCUGGAGCUGAACGCCUCUGAUGAGAGAGGGAUUCAGGUGGUCCGAGAGAAAGUCAAGAGAUUUGCCCAGCUGACUGUAGCAGGACACCGCACUGAUGGGAAACCAUGCCCACCCUUUAAGAUCAUCAUCCUGGAUGAGGCUGACUCAAUGACCAAUGCUGCUCAGGCUGCUCUCAGACGCACCAUGGAGAAGGAGUCCCGGACCACCCGCUUCUGUCUCAUCUGCAACUACGUCAGCAGGAUUAUUGAGCCCUUGACAUCCAGAUGCUCCAAAUUCCGCUUCAAACCUCUAGCCAAUCAGGUCCAAGAAGAGCGCUUGCUAGAAAUCUGUGACAAGGAGAAUCUCAAGUACUCGAAGGAGGGAAUUGCAGCGUUGGUGAAGGUUUCAGAGGGUGAUCUGAGAAAAGCUAUAACCUUUCUUCAAAGUGCUGCACGGCUGAACACAGAUAAUGAGAUCACGGAGAGUGCAGUCAUAGAGAUAGCAGGGGUUGUUCCCCCCAAGAUGAUCAACAAUUUGCUUAAAAUCUGUUACAAGGGCACAUUUGAAAAACUAGAGAUUGCUGUUCGGAACAUGGUAGAUGAAGGCUAUGCCGCCACACAGAUCCUUAACCAGCUACACGAAGCCAUCAUAGAGGAAGAGCUGAAUGACAAGCAGAAGUCUGCCAUCACGGAAAAGAUGGCUGUGGUUGAUAAGUGUUUAGUGGAUGGUGCAGAUGAGUACCUGCAGAUGCUGAGUCUGUGUUCUGUGAUCAUGCAGCAAGCCACGCAGAGUAACUGACCCUACAACCUCACCUCUCCUCAUGGACUGUUCCUCUACGUAUAAAUCCUAACCAACUGCUUUUUCAAUACAUUUUUGUAUGUUUUUACUCAUUAAUCUAAAUAUAUUCCUUUAAAUACUGUAUUUGUCAAUCAGUGCUGUACAAGUCAUACUUCAUGGGUCAGUUUCAUAGAAAAGUACUGUGUUUUCACAUCUGGGCUUUCUGAGUCAGUUAGGAAAAAAACACAUGUAACCAUAUUCUUUUAUAUAAAGAAAACGGAAUAAAAAAACAA